UUCCUCCCCCCACCUACGUACUGCUCGCCCUCGCGCGCGUUACGUAUGAGAGAUUCCGUUGCGUCCCGUGUCCGUGGGCAGCGGGUGCUGGACUAUAAACACUGUCGGGGUGCGCGUAGAUCCUCAGUCGCAGUCGCCUCGAGCACCAGAGCUGACCGUUAGAGCAGAUAGCAGCACGCGCUCAGGCUAACUCGCUCUCGGUUUGGAUUUUGGGAUGGAAUCUCGUGCGGCUGCGCGGAGCGCUCGCGUCUCCAACAGGCUUACCUUCAAGAGUGGUUUGUCUCUUUGGCUGGUGAUAUGGUUGUUGGCAUGUCGCUGUGCUCCAGGUCAGGCAUGUCCCAGGUUGUGUGUCUGCUACCAUAUGCCCAUGACUGUGAGCUGUCAGUCUCAGAACUUCACUGCUGUUCCAGCCGGUGUGCCCUAUGACUCCCAGCGGGUUUUCUUGCAGAACAACCGUAUCACUGAGCUCAGAGCCGACUCUUUUGGCUUCGAAACACAGGUCCUGUGGCUGUAUUCCAACAACAUCACUUGGAUCGAAGCAGGUGCAUUCAGUAAUCUGCGUGUACUAGAAGAACUAGAUUUGAGUGACAACCCAUCACUGCGCAGGCUGGACGGGGGUGCAUUUAGGGGGCUGGAGCGCUUGCAGAGUCUACACAUGCACCGCUGCCACUUAACCGAGCUGCCUGCUGACCUCUUCCACAAGCUCUACAGCUUGCAGUUUCUCUACCUGCAGGAGAACCAGCUGAGCCACCUUCCAGAUGGCCUCUUUUCUGAUCUGGUCAAUCUCACCCACCUAUUCCUGCAUGGCAAUCGUAUCCGUGUCCUGUCAGAAAAUGCCUUCCGUGGCCUGGUAAAUCUUGACCGCCUGUUGCUGCAUGACAACCGCAUCCGACAAGUCCAUCGGCGAGCUUUCCGUGACCUGGGCAGGUUGACCAUCCUCUAUCUCUUUAACAACUCUCUGCAGGAGCUUCCAGGCCAGGCAUUGAAGGAUACGUCGUCGGUGCAGUUUCUCAGGCUCAAUGGUAACCCCUGGACCUGCGGCUGUGAAGCCAGGUCACUAUGGGAGUGGUUCCGCAAAUCUCGGAUCUCCAGCUCAGACCUAACCUGCUCUACACCAGCCCCUCGUAAAGGCCAGGACCUGAGGUUUCUGCGAGAGCUGGACUUUGCCCUCUGCCCGUUGCCUGACCCAGGAUCCCUGGCUGGCACUACCACCACCACCUUCAGCACCAAGACCCGUUGGUGGUUUUCCAAGAACAAACCGGCAUCAUCAUCCAAGAGCCACUUUCACAAGAGCAGCGAAACCCAGAAGGCCUUUCCAUUCAACUCUGUCAAACAUCCCUCAUCUUCAUCAUCCUCUUUCUCAUCCAAGUACGAUCUCACUGCGGAGGAGGCUGCUUUACCCAAGCUAGAGCCUGAAGAGUACUGGGCAAACUAUGGCAAUGAGGAUGCAGCCUCAGUCCGCUGUUUCGAACUUGAAUGUCCACUGGGUUCCGACUCUCCCAUUCUCCCAUCUUCCUCUUCGUCUUCACUUCUGUCCUUCCUCUCGCUCACAGCACUUACUCUCUCUUUUCACCUUCUCUUCGGCUGAGUUUUCCUUCUCCUUCUUUUUUCUUCUGAUUUGCUUCACUAUCUUUCUCCUGCAAUUGGGCUCAUGCUAAUAAAUGCAUAGAAGCAGCCAUGCAGGAAAGGGUGACAAGACUGGCACACAACAACAAAUUAAACACAACACACACUGUGCAGUUCAUACAGUACAACAGAGACAUGACUACUGCAUGCAGGCAAUUCCAGCAGGCUCUGCAAUGCCACCUCAAAUCACGUCCUUCUCUAAAAUCAGGGAACAUAGGACAAAUAGAGGGGCAAAGAGAAAAUAAGGAAGUGAUGUGGAGAAUAAAACUAGAGGUCAAUGUCACAGAUGGCGGGGAAUGUCUCUUCGUGGAAAGGAAACUCUCAUUCUGACAAAGGAGAGUCAGUUAUCAAUGACCAUCACAUCAUUAUGUAAAUAGGAACAUACACGUACACAAACUAGACAAACGUUUCCAACAAGACACGGUCAGUAGAUUAGAAACUAGAAUGCUUUGUCUUUUUGGUGAUUGUUGGGUACUAAAUCAGAUACACUUGCAUUUGCUCCAAAAAGUAUUUAGGCAAUUGUGCUACAAUGUCCAAAUUUCAAGAAGAACAUUUCACAAAAAAAGUUUAUUAGAUUUAAAAUUAUACAACAAUAGAGAUAUUGUAUUAGGACACAUUCUGAUUGUCAAAGUGAAAUGUGCAUAGUUGAAGUGAUUAACUAAAAACUUUAUUUAUUUCAUAAUGCAAUUACAUUUUUCAGGAGUGAUUUAAAUGUCCAAAUAUUUUUUGGGGCUACUGCUAACUAUAUGAUGAACAGACAGCUAAUGGAAGAACUCAUUGACAAAGACCGUCGCUAAUGUUUUUCAUUUGUAAAAACUGUGUCAAGUACUUUGGUUUGUGUUAGUUAAUCUGAGUUGUGCCAGGUACUUUGAGUAUCAGGUGAAGUUAGGGCAGUAAAUCAAUGUUUAAUUCAACCUCUGAAACUGCUUAAGGUGAGAGAUCUGUGUUUCUCUGUAUGUAUAUAAAAUAUCACAGUCUUUCUCUUUUUGUCAUGUUGACAGAAGGAAAUGUUAAACACAAACUUUGUCUUUGUCUUAAAAAAAAAAUUAAUAAAAACACCAUGAAUAAAUA
Molecule: messenger RNA, 2697 nt
Organism: Carassius gibelio (silver crucian carp)
Lineage: Eukaryota; Metazoa; Chordata; Actinopteri; Cypriniformes; Cyprinidae
Gene: rtn4rl2b
Product: reticulon 4 receptor-like 2b
Exons: 3
Coding region: 215-1588 (457 amino acids)
Cellular component (GO): plasma membrane
Molecular function (GO): protein binding
Source: RefSeq, a predicted model, not a curated record